CAGAGCUCACGAACGCUGCGCAUAUGGAUCCCUCCGGCGACGAUGGUGAUCAUCACUCCGACCCUGGUUCCUCGCAAGCCCCCAAGAGCGUUUACAAGGAUCCAGAUGAUGGGCGCCAGCGUUUUCUGCUCGAAUUGGAGUUCGUGCAGUGCUUGGCCAAUCCCAUGUACAUCCACUGUGUCCUCAUUGUCUUUUCUUUUUGAGCUUCUCCAGAAUGCUAAUUUUCGGAAUGCCAUGGCACAUCCUGGCAACAAGGAGUUGGCUCAUAGGCAGCAAUAUUUCUUUUGGAAACACUAUAAGAACAAAAGAUUGAAGCACAUUCUACCGCGCCCUCUUCCAGAACCUGCACUUCCUGGUCCUGCUCCAGCUCCAGCUCCAGCUCCGGCCGCAGCUCUGGUUCCAGUUCCAGCUUCAGCUCCACCUCCUAUUCCAUCCCAGGCACAGAUGCCUUCAAUGGUUGCUGCUGCACCAGCACCUUCCAUGCAAUUUCUCAGGCAACCAGUAUCUGCACUUCCGAAAGCUGACAUGAGAAAUAACAUGGGGGAUUGGAGGAAGAGAAAAUACUGAACGUAUGUGAUGUUGCAAACCAAGAGAGGAGAUAGUCAUCUUACCUUGUCAGGUUGGCAAGGGACUAUGAAUCAUGAGCUACCCGGGCUCUUAUGAUUGAUGAUUAUUUUGUCAAUGCAGUAAACAGAACAACCAACAAUUUAACUUGAUGCCUUCGUUGAUCCUCUUUACUAGGGCAAUGGAUCCUAUUGGGAGCUGCACAGCAAGCUUCUGUAUUUUGUGCCGAGCCUGCUGAUGUGACUGUGGCUGAAAUUCAUGCCUGAACACCAAGUAAAAUUUUUUCUUGACUUAUCCUCGUUGUUCUCUGUCCAAGGAGGAGGCAUUGUCGCAAUUGCUUGCCAUUCCAUUGCCGAGUAAUAAGAAGUUCAUUAAAGUUGCGAGGGAGCUCUAUGAUGAUGGUUAACCGCGUCUACACAUGCUGAUUUAAUUGGAGGGCAGGGCUUGGAUAACAAUUCAAAGGUUGUUUAAUCUGCAACAUCUUCUUUCCUCUCGAAGCUUUCGUCCAAACAUUCAGACUGCCAUGUCUUACUCAGUCGUCAAGGCGUAUGUUGAGGAGGAUGGUGAUUAUUCUGACUGGGGUGAAUUCUAGAUAGAUGGGAGAUCUUCAAGGCGUGGUCCACUUAAUUUAGCUGAGGUUUAUGCUGAGGCCUAUAAUGUUAGCUCCACUGCAGAUUUAUUACAAAUAAUCAAGGAGAAGGAUCCUAAGUCGUUUUUUCUUUAAUAUCAUAAUCUGAAGGCUAAUGUUGACCGUAUAUUCGCGCGACCCAUCUUUGUUUUCAAAUCGAAAUGGGAUUGUUCUUCUUUUGUAGUUGAUACAUGUAUUUCACAGUGGUUAGCGGAUAAUUUUAUUGUUAAUGGCGUUGCGCGGCCGGAAGGAAAUAAUAUAUA
Molecule: messenger RNA, 1455 nt
Organism: Dioscorea cayenensis subsp. rotundata (Guinea yam)
Lineage: Eukaryota; Viridiplantae; Streptophyta; Magnoliopsida; Dioscoreales; Dioscoreaceae
Exons: 5
Coding region: 43-567 (174 amino acids)
Biological process (GO): regulation of transcription by RNA polymerase II
Cellular component (GO): core mediator complex; mediator complex
Molecular function (GO): transcription coregulator activity
Source: RefSeq, a predicted model, not a curated record